Molecule: messenger RNA, 4009 nt
Organism: Haplochromis burtoni (Burton's mouthbrooder)
Lineage: Eukaryota; Metazoa; Chordata; Actinopteri; Cichliformes; Cichlidae
Gene: cfap61
Product: cilia and flagella associated protein 61
Molecular function (GO): oxidoreductase activity
Source: RefSeq, a predicted model, not a curated record
ACCGCGGGAGUUCUGGCGUUACGUUACUAUGGCAACUGGGUUUGGUUUCUUUAUAGGUGAAAACAGUGAGCUGAAUUCAUUUAUAUUUACUUACUAUUUCACCUUCUUCUAUCCACCAGCCUGAUAUUAUAGUUUAUUACAAAAGGGCCGUCUUUUGUCUGCUUUAGUUUUGUUAUUACUAUUUAUCCAUAUAAUACGGGUGAAGAUGCAGACUGUAACCUCAGACAGCGCCCGGGAGGAAACCGUGACCGUGAGGAGAAGCGAGUCCGCGGACGCUGAAGAGAUAGACGGCCUCAUUAGUCCAUCUGCGCAGGCGGUGUUUGGAAGAGUCAAUGUUAUUCAUCUGCUAGAGAAAGCUAACCUGGCUGUGACUCUGACCAAUGAAAAGGGCGACAUCCUAGGCCACGCUUCCUUCUUUGAUCACCCUAUUGGAGAUCUGGUGGAUCAGACGCAGUGGGAAGCUUUCGUGCAGGAACACUUCAGUGUUGGACAAUGGACACCUUUCAACACACUUUUCCUCCACCUUUUUGUGGCACGGCCGAAUUUCACCACAGCAAGUGUGAAAGAGAUAAUGAGGGCCAUCUUUAACGCCAUUGCUGAGCUUGAAUACGUCUGUCUGCUCAGCCCACACGUUGGUAGUUUAGAGCCAGCGCUGGAUGAAAUAUUUGAGCCGUUGGAGCGUGUGACCGACCCCGGGCCUCAGUGCUUGGCACUGAUCUGCCACAGAAAAGCUCACUGUCCCCGGCCUAUUGUCCGCGCAGCCAGGGUUGAGGAUCACAAUGACAUUAUACCUCUGUUUGAUGAGCAGACAAACCUGCUGUCUAUCAGUCACCAGCCGUUCUUCCUCGCAGCGCUCAUUGAGGCCGAGGCCGAGGAGCAUCACACCGCUGUUUGCGAGAUUAAUGGAGUCGCUGUUGGCUUCAUCUGUGCCAGUGCUGAUGUCAACCUGAAGUGGCUCCUUGGCAGAUUUGAACUGAGUGAGUUUGACGGUUUGAUCAGAGAGCAGAAAACAAAAGAUCAUAAAGUUCCUGCUCAGUCUGAUGAAGAUGAACAUAGGCGGGCUGCAGAGCAGCAGGAGGAGGCUCAGCCAGCUUCAGAAAAAUCCAACACCUUCUGUAUUCAGAUCUUUGUUAUUGACAAGAAUUAUGAACUGAGAUCAGCGGACUUUAUUCCUUUUCUGUUCCAGGUUUUCCCCGACCAGAACUUCUGCGUUAUCACAGUUCCAAAUCUGUCCACUGAGUUCCCCCUGUUGCAGAACUUUAUCAGGGUGCCGUCAAUUCCCACCAGCUUGCCGCAACAUGAGCUCUAUAUCUUUCACCGCGAUGGAAUCAGGUCUUUGAGCGUGAGGCCAGCCGUGGCUCUGGACCGCUCUGCUGUCUCUGCUCUGGUGAAGGAUCUGAGUCUGAAUGAGUCUUUGCUGCAGGACCUGGACCGCUACUACGAGACUGGCUGUGAUCAGGAUGCCGUUCCACUGCAGGCCUUCGUCGCCCAGGCAGAAGCAGAGUUAGUUGGGAUUGUCAUCAUCAAGGACGAGCAGGACAUCGAGUACAUCCGUGCUCACUACAACAUCGAGAGCUUCAUCUACUUUAGCCACCAUGGCUACGAUGAGCACGCUCAGAUACUCCACUUCGUCCUCAAAACCACCAUCCAACACUUCUCCAAGAACUUCUUUAAGGAGGUCCUCCGGCAGGCUCGCAAAUCCUGCCUGUACCUCCGAAUCUACCCCCCCUACCACAGCCAGGAGAAUUCCUGCGUCCACCAUCUGCAUUAUGUCCUCAACUGCGCCGUCCCCGUCUGCCCACGACGCCAGAUCAUCUACCCGCUGGAGGAGCUUGGCAUCAACGCCCCGUCUAGACGGCUCACAGAAGACCAGGCACCGUUUGCUCUCAGCCUCGUCAGCAGAAAGUUGACCAUGGAGCCAAAGGUCACCAUUAAUACCCGGAUUGUGCUGGUGGGAGCUUCGGACACAGGUUUAGCUUUCCUCGAGGUGCUUUGUUCCUGUCAUGCCUACAGCAGCAGAGACUUGUCCCAGAUCCCAGUGCGUUCCUUCAUCAGAGUGGUGACGGGGAAGUUGGUGGGCAUCAGAAGGAAGUCCAAAUACGUCCUCUUGUCCAGUGGGGAGAAGGUGCCCUACGACCACCUCAUCCUCUGUACUGGCCUGCAGUAUCGGGUACCGUGUCCCACUGGUGUAGAUGUGAGCCAGCCUGUCACAAACAGCCAGCUGCACUCCACUCACAGCAGAUACACUGGGCCCGUGCCCUCCAACCUCUUCACCCUCAACGACCUCCACGACUGCAUGGCUGCUCGCCGCUGGCUCUGUGCCAACUUUUUGGAGCUGGAGGAUAACGCCAUCGUCUACGGAAACAACAUCGACAUCUACACCACCGUAGAGACUCUGCUGAGCCUCGGCAUUCGUGGAUCUCGUAUCCAUCUUGUCCUCUUGCCUCCUGUGCCAGGCGUCUCCAGCUUCUUGGACUCAUCUGUAGAAAAAGCCGCGGCGAUGGCCAUGGAGAACGCCAUGGUCCAGAUCCACCGUAACUGUGUGCUGGCCCAGUUUAACAAUGGCAAACAACCCGACCCGCUCACAUCGGCAUCGUUUACCACUGAUGCAGAGCCUCUCCAUCUGCAGUGUGGAGUGUUCAUCAACCUCUCCAAUAAAGGAGUCGACUACGACGCUUUCAACAGCUUCAACAAGUCCUUCCUGGUAUUUGAUGGCAGGCUUGUCAUAAACUCCAGCUUCAGAACCACCAAUUCGUCCAUUUGGGCUGCCGGGCCUCUCACCAAAUUCUCCCGCCGUUACUACAUAGAUGAGUGGACACAUGCCAACUUUAACUCCAAGGAAGUGGGCCAGGACCUGGCAGCCAUGAUGCUGCCCCUGUUUGAUCCAACCGUGGAGCCUGCUGAGGCGCCUCCACCUGAAACAGAUCGUCUGGUACUGCUGUACAAGCAGGCCAAGAUUCAAGGUGGUAAGCUUCCUGGAGGAUAUCACUACCUGCAUGUGACCAAACCAUCUCCAACAGACCUGACAGGCCCUAAAGUUAAACAGUUACAGGACAGAGCAAUUGUGACGGGACAGCCGGAGAGAGGCGACUACUUCUGCUUGCAUCUUGACUGCUAUGAGCUUGUGGAGACGCUCACCUGCUUGUCCCUGAAGCCUCUCCCCGUCUCCAAUUACCUGAGUCUCUACAUGAAACAUCAGCAGCUGCUGGGCCAGCUGCUGAGCUGCUACCAGCAGGGCCUGAUCCCUGAUCUGUACAGUUUCUUCACACAGAGCAGCUGUUUGGCCGUUUUCCACGACAGAUUCUCCGAUUUAGAGCAGGAGCUUCAGCAGACCCUCAAACUCAAGGACCUCUGCCCUCCAGACCAAUUGAAAGACGAGGACAGUCGAGCGGCUCUGAGGAGCAGUGCUGUGAAGUAUCUGAGUUACAACCGAAACCUGCUGCCCAUGUUCGCCUGCCCGGGCCAGCUCUGACCUCACGCCUGUUAAAAUACUAAAACAAAUCAGACUCUGUUUGAGGUGUGGUAACUGGUUUAUAUUGUGUAUGUGUCACUGGAUACCUCCAAUCAUUUGAGCUGGCUCAGGAACGCUGUGGAGACACUGUGUCUGCUAUGUGUAAAUAUGUUAUUAUAUCAGAUCUUUAGAGUCCUGGAGAAAAUUUUAAAAUCAGCAGCUCAGCACAAAAACACAGUCAGGAGUCACAUGACAUUUUUUAGUCCUGUUAUGUUCAGAGAAAGCAAACAGACAGUCAGCGUCUCCAAACUGGAUUACUCACACCAAAACACUGAUUAACACUACUGAUUUGUUUUCCAUCAAAUGGUUAAAAAAUAUGUGUUUUCUUCGAUUGCUUCAAUUAAUCAAUAUAAUCCAAAAAUUUUCCAUCAAAUAAAUGUUAUUUUAAUUGUUUUCAGAGAUAGAGAGAGAGAGUGGUCUAAUCCAGUAAAACUUUCUUUGUGUAAGAGUUCUGGCUAACUUUUAACGCUAUUACCAUUAAAUUAAUGCUUGCAUUCA